This is a messenger RNA of Lactuca virosa, 1157 nucleotides long. The record is from the annotation of a GenBank genome assembly. Lineage: Eukaryota; Viridiplantae; Streptophyta; Magnoliopsida; Asterales; Asteraceae.
AAGUAACAAACCCUAAAAACACCAUAAAAAUGGCAAGCAAUAGAAGUUUAUUUUUUAUCAUUUUUGCAACGAUUGUUGUUUUGGGUGCAAUUACUCGGGUGAAAGCUUAUACAUCCAAUUAUUGUGGGCCAUGGUCCCGUUGCCCAGGGAAAUAUAUCGAAUGCCCUUCUGAAUGCCCUGAAAGCCACUCUUACAUCCCUCGCGCUAGAGUUUGUCGCAUUGACUGUGAGGACCCUAAAUGUCAGUCUAUAUGCGUACGGAAAUAUACACCGGACUGUGGUGGCCCAGGAUCGGCAUGCGGCGACCCACGAUUUAUCGGAGGAGACAACAUCGUGUUCUACUUUCACGGCAAGGUUAACGAGCAUUUCAGUUUGGUCUCCGAUUCUAACCUUCAAAUCAACGGACGAUUCAUCGGACACCAACCCACCGGUAGAUCCAGGCCCUUCACCUGGAUCCAAGCCUUGGGUCUCCUCUUCAAUUCCCAUAGUUUCUCCCUAGAAGCUAUUAAAUCCGCCACCUGGGACGGCGGAAUCGACCACCUGAAAUUCUCCUACGAUGGAGAAGAUGUUUCGUUAGCUCUUGGUGGUUUUUCGUCAUGGAAGUCGCCGGAGGGUGAAAUCGAAGUGGAGAGGACUUCUGUCGUGAACAGUGUGAUUGUUACCAUACCUGGAGUGGUGGAGAUUUUGGCGAAUGUGGUGCCGAUAACGGCGGAAGACGACAGAAUCCAUGGCUACAAAGCGCCUUCUGAUGACUGCUUUGCUCACUUGGAAGUUCAAUUUAAGUUUAGCAGACUUUCCGACGGAGUGGAAGGGGUGUUGGGUAGGACAUAUCAGCCGGAUUUCAAGAAUCCGGCGAAGCCAGGGGUGGCUAUGGCGGUUGUAGGAGGAGAGAACAAGUAUAGAACCACCUCUUUGUUGUCGUCCGAUUGCGCAGAGUGCAUCUAUGAUUCGAGAAAUGAGAAGCAGAUGAUCAACGAGCACGGAACAUUAGAUUGUUCUACCAAGGGAUUGUUCCAUGGAAAUGGAAUUGUUUGCAAGAAAUGAGGGGUGACGAUCUUCAAAGAAUUAUAAUGAUCAUAUAUUCUAGAAAUAAAUUCACUAUAAAAUGAUUAAUAUAUAAGAUAUAAUGUUUAAUAUCUCAAUGGAAAAAUGUAAUGC